Molecule: messenger RNA, 1595 nt
Organism: Ciona intestinalis (vase tunicate)
Lineage: Eukaryota; Metazoa; Chordata; Ascidiacea; Phlebobranchia; Cionidae
Source: RefSeq, a predicted model, not a curated record
AAUGCAGCUACCAGGUAUUUGUAAGCUAGUAAACUUGGAACUUAGUGAUAUACCCUAUCGGUAAAAUGUAGAAUUAUAAAAUGCAAGAAAAUAAAAGUGAUUUAGGACUUUCUGUGGCUAAAAAGCUCUCAUAUUUAAAGGGAAUCAAAUUAGCAAGUGCAGUUGCACUAAUUCGGUCGAAGCCGUCUCAUCUCUCCGGUCAGCAAUAUGCGGAAUAUGUUGUCCACCAAACUAGCAAGCAGUUCAGUGCUACCGAUAAUACAACGACAGGAACGAACAAACUGCAAUCUCCAAAUUUCCUAACGUUCUUUAAUAAUGAACUACAGAGAUUGACUCCGCCAGUCACUUCUAGUCGUGAAUUAAAAGAUCAUUGUAAGUUUUUGAAUUCGUUGUUAAUCUCCAAAGGUUUAUCGAAGCAGAACCUGGGUAGUGAAUUGUUGCAAAGAGGUAAGCACACUGAAGAAAUUUCCAGGAUAAAGAUUUUAACUAGCAUAAGAUUUGUGGUGAGUUUUAUCCAAGAUGCUGUGACAAAGAAUUCAGUGUUUCUAAGCCCUUUGCUCAUAGUGGAAGCAGCAGAUAGUUUAAAGACAUGUCUACAAUACCUUGACAAACAUACACUAGGCAAAAGGUCCUCAAUUAAUGACCUGGAUAACGUGCUAGAGUCAGCUGUUGAAGAAUGCUCUCAUUUUUCUAAAUUUAUUCAAAAUCAGCUUUUACAUUCAUGUCAUUAUCAAGAAAAACAGUUUCGAGUGCUUAGCUUGUGUGUUCUGAGGAGGUUGAGUAGUUGUUCAUUAUUAUUUGUUAUCAUCGUGCAACAGCUGAUCAACUGCAUAUUCAGUGUAAGUUCACAGUUAAGGAAGACAGUGGAAGAUUCAAGCAAUGUUUCUUUAGACACGCAGAUUAUUUAUAACGCUGGUUAUAUAUUUCAAAUUCUUGAAGCAAUAUUAGAGGAUUUGUUUGAAAUGGAUGAAAUGUCAUCACAAACCAAUACUAGUUUUAUGAACAAUGAAAGUGUUUGUUUUGCUUCAUCGCCUUCAUUUUGUGAAGUUUCUGCUACAGAUACAUCAACAAACAAUACAAUAAAUACAAGUUCAAUACAUUUAAAGUACAACUUUGUUACAAGCAAAAAAAACCUUUCCGUUAUCAAGCAACAAAUGGAGGAAUGUUUUGUGCAUAUUUCACAAGAUUUUCCUCUGUUUUGUGCAUAUGUAUGGAAAAUAAAUCACGUUUUUCUGAAGUUAGCUAAUCGAAUAAAUAACUCCAGUGAUAAAUGUUUGUGACAAGUAUUUUAUAACAGCUCGUUGUGUCUGAAAAUGUGACAAUGUUAUGCUAUAGUCUAAUCAACUACUUUCUUAUGAAAAAAACAAUAUGAAAACAUUUAUUUUAUUGUUCUACAAGAUAUAUGUUUAGUGUUGGCGCAAGUUUGUAAUACAAUGAACAGAAAAAUGCUAAACCUUAUUUAAGGCAUGAAUUAUUGUAAUAUAUAUCAAUAUAUAGUUGCUCAAUAUAUAAUUCAAUGUAUUGGUAAAACAAAAUGAAACUUUAAUGUGUAGACUUGUUAAAUAAUGGAGACUUGUUAAAUUAUUUUUACAGAA